Messenger RNA from Chelonus insularis, 2463 nucleotides. Its product is annotated as laccase-5-like. The record is from RefSeq and is a predicted model, not a curated record. Bases 357 to 2435 code for a protein of 692 amino acids. The transcript is spliced from 2 exons. Gene Ontology annotation, molecular function: copper ion binding; oxidoreductase activity. Lineage: Eukaryota; Metazoa; Arthropoda; Insecta; Hymenoptera; Braconidae.
AGGUGUGCUACCCUGAACCUUCCGUGUUGAGUGCUGCUCUUUGUCAUCGCGCACAUCGUCAGAAGGCGGCUGAGACUUAUUAAAAUUAUUCUUAAUUCAUAUUUUCCCCUUCCCCUCCCUCUUAUUCCCCCUAUUACCAGUGAUUAUCAAGUGAUUUUAAACUCAUUUUUAUUCAUCUGAACCUCUUUAAAACAACGCUAAUGCUCCGGUGAAUUAAAUACCAAAUCUCAAAGGCGGGAACGUAGGAGAAAAAGUGACAGCACAGGAUAUCAGAUAGAGUGUUCAAGUCAGUCAGUUGCGGUCGAGCUGGUGUUUAAGACACUACUUUAGUCUUAAUACAAACAUUCCCUCAAGACAUGGGACACCAAGGUGUCAUUCUAUGUCUCAUCAUUGGACUCCUCGUGCUUGAGUGCACUACUACGCGAGUUCAAAACACCACCAAGCGGAAGAAGGAUGUAACAUCAUCGGUAUCUUCAACUGAUCAAACAGGUGCCUCAUCAUUCUGGAGUCCUUCCAUCAAAACAGGAAAUAUUUUUACGCAAGACAGUUCAUCUGGAUUCUUUUCAUCAGCUCAUGGUCUAGUGCAAUCGCAUCCAAGAGGAUCUGGUAGUGUUUUCCAGAGUGGUUUUGGUGGAGUUGAUAAUUUAGGACGACAAGGAGUGACGACAAGACCACCAAGAACACGACCACUGGAUUACAGUGAACGAGCGACAGCUGAGUUACGAAGAAAUCCCGCACUUUCAGCUCCUGAUGAAUGUGCACGAGCCUGUCGAGAGGGCGAGCCGCCAAGGAUUUGUUACUAUCACUUUACUUUAGAAUAUUACACUGUCCUUGGAGCUGCCUGCCAAGUCUGCACACCUAACGCAACAAAUACAGUCUGGAGUCAUUGUCAAUGUGUUUUAGCUGAUGGAGUAGAGCGUGGAAUUCUCACUGCUAAUCGGAUGAUUCCAGGACCAAGUAUUCAAGUAUGUGAAGGAGAUAAAGUGGUUGUAGAUGUUGAGAACCAUAUGGAUGGUAUGGAAGUGACUUUACAUUGGCAUGGAGUAUGGCAGAGAGGAUCUCAGUACUAUGAUGGUGUUCCAUAUGUUACUCAAUGUCCUAUUCAAGAAGGAAAUACUUUCCGUUAUCAAUGGACUGCAGGUAAUGCUGGAACUCACUUCUGGCAUGCUCACAGUGGUCUUCAGAAAAUUGAUGGACUGUACGGAAGUAUUGUAAUCCGUCAACCACCAUCUAAAGAUCCUAACAGCAAUCUUUAUGACUAUGAUCUUACCACUCAUGUGGUAUUAAUCAGUGAUUGGAUGCAUGAAGAUGCUGCAGAAAGAUAUCCUGGUAGACUUGCUGUUAAUACUGGUCAAGAUCCUGAGACUGUUUUGAUCAAUGGAAAAGGACAAUUCAGAGAUCCCAAUACCGGUUUUAUGACUAACACACCUUUAGAAGUAUUUACUAUUACUCCUGGUCGUAGAUAUCGAUUCCGACUGAUCAAUUCAUUCGCAUCUGUUUGCCCAGCUCAAAUUACAUUCGAAGGCCAUACUUUAACUCUCAUUGCUACUGACGGAGAACCUGUUCAUCCAGUUCAAGUCAACACCAUCAUCUCAUUUUCAGGAGAACGAUACGACUUUGUUAUUAAUGCCGAUCAACCCGCCGGAGCUUACUGGAUUCAGCUUAGAGGUCUUGGAGAAUGUGGUAUCAAGAGAGCUCAACAGUUGGGUAUCUUACGAUAUGCUCGUGGUCCUUAUCAGCCAAGCACACCUAGUCCUACUUAUGAUGUUGGACUUCCUCAAGGUGUUGUACUUAAUCCUCUUGAUGCUAUUUGCAAUAUGCCAAGAGAAGAUGCUGUUUGUGUUAAUCAACUCAAAAAUGCUAAACACAUUGAUGAAGGUAUUCUUCAACAAAGACCGGAUGUUAAGAUUUUCUUACCCUUCAGAUUCUUAUUCUAUCGGCCAGAAGAAAUAUUCCAACCUAACACUUAUAAUCGAUUCUUAGUCGCACCCACUGGUGAUCACGUUAUCUCACUGGUCGAUGAAAUUUCCUUUACGUUCCCACCAGCACCACCACUCUCACAAAUCGAUGAUAUUCCACCUGAACAGUUUUGCAAUGGUGAUAAUAGACCUGGUGACUGUGGCGCCAAUUGUAUGUGUACGCAUAAAGUUGAUAUACCACAUAAUGCAAUUGUUGAAGUUGUUCUUGUUGAUGAAGUACAACAACCAAACCUUUCACAUCCAUUCCAUUUGCAUGGAUAUGCGUUUAACGUUAUUGGUAUGGGACGUUCGCCUGACAGGAAUGUUAAGAAGAUUAAUUUGAAACAUGCACUAGAUCUUGAUAGACGAGGGCUCUUGAAUCGAGAAUUCAAUCUACCACCUUCUAAGGAUACUAUAGCUGUUCCUAAUAAUGGAUACGUUGUGUUCAGAUUCCGAGCUGAUAACCCUGGUAAGUGAAACUUUCUAAACGAUCCUAAUGAAUAAA